AUGUUAAAAUUAAACAAUCCAACAAAUAUUCGUUAAAUAAUAAUAUGUUCAACAUUAUCUGAGCGUCCAGUAGUAAUUGAAAAUUAUAAAGCAUUCGAAGGUGGUCUAUCCUCUUCUGAAUUAAAAUUUUUACGACUAGUAGAACUUAUAUCAACUGGAGCCAAAUUUUUAAUAAGCAAAAACGGUUCUACAAUAAAAUAUUACCCUGGAAUAAUAACAAAUAAUGAUUCAAAUCAAUUCGAAUAUGACUGUGGAAACGAGCGAAAUAUAUCAUACUUUUUAUACCCUUUAUUAAUAUUAGCCCUUUUCGGCAAAAACAGAUUAAAUGCAAAAUUAAAAGGAAUAACUAACGACACUCAAGACAUAUCAGUUGACAUGUUUUCAAACUCAAUAUUACCUUAAAUAAAGAAAUUCGGCAUAGAAGGUGAGUUACUUGUAAAAGUAUUAAAAAGAGGUUACAAACCAGAAGGAUAAGGUGAAAUAUUAUUCAAAUGCCCCAUAGUGAGGCAUUUAAAGGCCAUAAACCUAAAAGAACGCGGAAAAAUAAAAAGAAUAAGAGGCAUAUGUGCAGGUGCUUAAAUAAAUCCCUCAAUAUUAAAUCGUAUAAUAAGUUCUUCUCGAGAAAUACUAAAUGAUUACCUUCCUGAUGUUUGGAUUUAUUCCGAUUUCUAAAAAGGAAAUAAUCAAGAAAAAUAAAAAACAUCUCCAGGAUACUCAGUUUCUUUAGUAGCAGAAUAUAAUAACGGGCAACUAAUAAGUAUUGAUUAAUGCUCAAUUGAAAAUGGAAGCCCAGAAUAAAAUCUAGCCGAAAAAAUUGGAAAAGAAGCCGCUUUAAGUCUUCUUGACGAAAUACUAUAUUGUGGCUUUGUAGAUAGUAAUUCUUAGUCUAUGUUCCUAACUUUAAUGAGUUUAAGUGAAAAGAAAAUUAGCAGUAUUAGAUUAGGAAGAAUUACACCUUUUACAGUUGAAAAUCUAAGGAUUAUUAGAGAAUUUUUUGGAGUAACUUUUAAAAUAUUACCGGAAGAUACUUAAAACAAAGAAUUAGAAGAAGAAGAAGAAGAAGAAAAUGAAAAAGAAUAAAAUGGUGAAAAUUAAAAUGAAGAUAAUAUGGAUAUUUAAGAUAAUUAGAGUAAUUCUAAUUAAGAAAAUAAAGAAGAGUUUGACUUAAGCUUAUAUAAUAUACAACAUAUGAUAUUUUCUUGUUAUGGUGCAGGACUAAGUAACAUGUCGCGUGUUACUAAUUGA
Messenger RNA from Ichthyophthirius multifiliis, 1245 nucleotides. Its product is annotated as RNA 3-terminal phosphate cyclase family protein, putative. Gene Ontology annotation, cellular component: nucleolus. The record is from RefSeq and is a predicted model, not a curated record. The transcript has a single exon. NCBI's taxonomy places the organism in Eukaryota, Ciliophora, Oligohymenophorea, Hymenostomatida. Gene Ontology annotation, molecular function: RNA endonuclease activity. Gene Ontology annotation, biological process: endonucleolytic cleavage of tricistronic rRNA transcript (SSU-rRNA, 5.8S rRNA, LSU-rRNA); ribosome biogenesis.